Candidozyma auris is the source of this 588-nucleotide messenger RNA. RefSeq lists its product as uncharacterized. The record is from RefSeq and is a predicted model, not a curated record. Lineage: Eukaryota; Fungi; Ascomycota; Pichiomycetes; Serinales; Metschnikowiaceae. The transcript has a single exon. Bases 1 to 588 code for a protein of 195 amino acids. Gene Ontology annotation, cellular component: mitochondrion.
AUGUACAGCGUGCAACAAAAUAUAACAAGGAGACUGCUUAGCUCGAUAACCAAGUUCGACACCAAGAAAUUUGUGCAGUCGCUCCAGACGAAGGGGAAGUUUACCGAGGAGCAGGCAGAAGCAGCCGUGAACAUCGUAAACAAGGCUGUGAAUGACGGCAUCUCGUCGAUCGCUAAAAAUUUGGUUACCAAGGAAACCUUGAACUCCAUUGCAUACCAGCAGAAAGUUGAUUUUGCGAAGUUGAAAGGUGAACUUCAGACAAUGGACAAGUCUGAGUUCACAAACCUCAAGAAGGAACAAGAGCAGUUGCGUACAAAUUUGACGAAUCUUCAAAAUAGACUCAAAGAGGAAAUCACAAAGAACUCUGCUGGAGUGAGGCUCGAUUUGAAUUUGGAAAAGGGCAGAAUACGUGAGGAAAGUUCACUUCACGAGCUGAAAAUCGAAGAUACGUACACGAGAAUUGACGAGGAAAUCGCCAACAUGCAAAUGCAAAUCAAGUCGGUGAAAACGCAAGUCAUGCAGUGGUUGAUCGGUGUAAGCUCUGGUACUGCUGCCUUGAUGUUGGCCUUUGUGCGUUUCUUCGGUUAA